Messenger RNA from Venturia canescens, 2763 nucleotides. Its product is annotated as sodium-independent sulfate anion transporter. Gene Ontology annotation, molecular function: sulfate transmembrane transporter activity. Gene Ontology annotation, biological process: transmembrane transport. Bases 215 to 2140 code for a protein of 641 amino acids. Lineage: Eukaryota; Metazoa; Arthropoda; Insecta; Hymenoptera; Ichneumonidae. The record is from RefSeq and is a predicted model, not a curated record. The transcript has 9 exons. Gene Ontology annotation, cellular component: plasma membrane.
UCAGUCAACGGUGGUUGGCCCAACCAGCCGGCAGUUUCUUUGCUGUCGCAAAUUACGGUCCUUAUUCUUUCAAGGAUUCUCUUUCCUUUCCGUAUGUGCUGAAUUUAUAUAUUGUGAUUACGUUGUUUUUCUUCGUAAUUUGAAUAAAAAUACAAUAAUAAUAAAAUGCAGUGACGUCAGUAAGUCGGUACUUCCGUCCAUAAUACUAGCGAAAAUGGUGAGCGAGGAAAAAGAAAAAAACCGACGAAAACGUCUCGGAUCCUCGGGCUACAACAGAUGCAAAAAAUUGCUGGAAAAAAGACUGCCGAUUUGGCGAUGGCUGCCACAAUACAACAUGGAGAAAUGCGUGAGUGAUGCCAUCGCAGGUGUGACCGUAGGCUUAACGGUCAUGCCGCAAGGACUCGCUUAUGCCAUUUUGGCAGGCCUCGAGCCCCAGUAUGGUCUGUACUCGGCGUUUAUGGGGGCGAUAGUUUACGUGGUAUUUGGUUCCUGCAAGGAUAUCACAAUAGGUCCGACAGCAUUGAUGGCUAUAAUGACUCAUGAGUACGUACAAGGGAGAAGUCCCGAUUUUGCGAUUCUCCUAGCAUUUCUAUCCGGAUGCUUGCAGCUCGUAAUGGCUUGUCUACAUCUCGACGUUCUAAUCGAUUUUAUAUCGAUACCGGUCACGGUGGGAUUCACAUCAGCGACUUCGGUAAUAAUCGUCGCGUCUCAAUUGAAGGGCCUGUUAGGCCUGAAGAUAUCGUCGUCCGGUUUCGUCGACACCAUUACCAAAGUCGUACAGAACAUUGGCAGCACGUCGCCGUGCGACGCUGGCAUGAGCGCGACGUGCAUCAUCCUCCUUCUGCUGCUCAGGAGAAUGAAAGACGUGAAAUUAUGCUCCGACGAGGCGGCGAAGCCGACGAAAUCUCAGCUGCUCGUGAGCAAACUCAUCUGGCUGAUAUCGACCGCCCGUAACGCCAUAAUCGUCGUGGCCUGCUCGACGCUCGCUUACAAAAUGGAGCAAUCUGGUGGGUCACCGUUCGUGCUCACCGGUACCGUGAGAUCAGGACUCCCGACGUUCGGUUUGCCCCCAUUCUCCACUCAAAUGAACAAUCGGACGUUGAACUUUGUCGAAAUGUGCUCCGAGCUCGGACCCGCGAUCCUGCUCGUUCCGAUAAUCGGCGUCCUGGGCAACGUCGCCAUCGCCAAAGCCUUCGCCAACGGCGAAAGCGUCGAUGCUACACAAGAACUCUUGUGCCUUGGGAUCUGCAACGUUCUAGGAUCCUGCGCCAACUCGAUGCCCGUCACCGGAAGCUUCAGCCGCUCGGCCGUCAAUCAUGCCAGUGGCGUCAGGACCCCCAUGGGCGGACUUUAUACCGGCGCACUCAUACUUUUGGCUCUGAGUCUUCUCACUCCGUACUUUUACUUCAUUCCCAAAGCAUCUCUCGCAGCCGUUAUAAUAUGUGCGGUGAUAUACAUGAUCGAGUACGAAGUGGUAAAACUGAUGUGGAAAUCGAGUAAGAAAGAUCUCAUCCCGAUGUUCGCGACAUUUUUCCUGUGUCUCAUUAUCGGCGUUGAGUACGGUAUUCUCAUUGGAGUAGGAGUGAAUCUGAUAUUCCUGUUGUAUCCGUCGGCGAGGCCGUCGAUGCACGUCGAAAAAUGCAUCACCGAUUCCGGGACGGAUUAUCUCUUGGUCACUCCCGGUAACAGCCUGUACUUUCCGGCCGUCGAUUUCAUCAAACAAUUCGUUGGUCACGCGGGCGUUCGAGAGGGUUCUAGUCAAUUGCCGGUUGUCGUUGAUUGUCGAUAUGUUCUGGGCGCUGAUUUCACGGCGGCGAAAGGAAUGGCUGCGCUGAUAAACGAGUUCAACAACCGAAAGCAAGCUCUCUACUUUUACAAUCCCCGUGCCGAAGUCGUUGCGGUUUUGCGGGGUGCAUGCGGCGAGGAAUUUCAACAAGUUUCCAGUCAGGAAGAAUUGUCGUACUUGCUCAAGCCGCGCUCAGGAACGAAUACUCAUCAGCAACUUUUGCCAAUGAAAAUAAACGAAUCUCUGGAGCCACUGUCGAAAAGCAACCCCGAGCUUUACCAUCGAUUCAGUUACACAAACUGUCACGAGCUACGAGAAGUAACGACGAGCCUCUUACCAGCCGCGGUCAGCUGAGACACAAACUAACCUCGUUUUCAAUUAAAUUAACAUCAUUUCAUAAACUCUCUUUUUAUUUCCAUUGUUUUUAUUUAUACUAUUAUAUUUUAUAAGAUUAUAUUUUCUUUUAUAUCAUUUAUAUUUUGAGUCAUUCGUUAUUUCGUUCACUCUUAUCACCAUCGCGUUUAUUAUUUCAACGCUGUCUCUGUACGCUCGAAAUUUUAAUCGUUGUGAUUAGGUAGUAUUUUUAUAAAGAUAGCUAUACGAGUCGCUGGACGACAAAAACCGAAACAGUAUUUUAAAGGAGAGAAAAAAUAACAAGAAAAAUAAGAAAGGUAUUCGAAUAUUUCAAAUGAUACGAAAAAGCCCAUUAAUUCGUGGGAAAUUGAAGCUCGUUUUACUGGGAAUCGAAGAAAUUUAUUGUUUUGUAGUCCAAUUUAGAAUCUGCAGAGAAUUUAACGAACCUUACAGUCGACGAUUUGUCAUUGGAACAAAUUUUCGAAUAAAUCAAAGAAUUUCCGGUUCUUCAGUAGCACGAGCUUUAACGUCAUUCUUUCCGAGCGAUUUUUUUGAGAUUAAUUGGAAGGAUGGAACAACAUGUGAUUGAACGAAUAAAGCAAUCUCGAUUUUUGCUCAUCGUC